AUGGCAGAUCCCCAGCGGGACCGUGGCAGAUCCCCAGCGGGACCGGCGUGGUGGCAGAUCCCCAGCGGGACCGGCGUGGUGGCAGAUCCCCAGCGGGACCGGCGUCGUCAUGGCAGAUCCCCAGCAGGACCGGCGUGCUACAGCCUCCUGCUUUAUGGACACUUGGUUGGUGUCCAGUGUGAUAAUGGUCAGGAGACCUGCCGGAACAGCAGCAUGGGGCCGCCUCCAGACCUGGCUGAGAUGGAGCUGGCAGACUCGUGCCCAGAUCAGUCCCAGACUGUGAUCCCGUUUCCGAGCGGCCGGGAUCAGGUCGGAGGCACUGUCCUCGCCUCUCGGUACUCGCCCCGACCCCGACCCCGAGCCCGAGCCCCGACCCCGAGCCCCGACCCCGAGCCCCGACCCAGAGCCCCGACCCAGAGCCCCGAGCCCCGAGCCCGAGCUCCGAGCCCCGACCCCGAGCCCCGAGCCCCGAGCCCGACCCCGACCCCGAGCCCCGACCCAGAGCCCCGACCCCGAGCCCCGAGCCCCGACCCCGAGCCCCGACCCCGAGCCCCGACCCCGACCCCGAGCCCCGACCCCGAUCCCGAGUCCCGACCCCGAGCCCAGAGCCCGACCCCGAGCCCAGAGCCCGACCCCGACCCAGAGCCCCGACCCCGACCCAGAGCCCCGACUCCGAGCCCCGACCCCGAGCCCCGACCCCGAGCCCCGACCCCGAGCCCCGACCCCGAGCCCCGACUCCGAGCCCCGACCCUGAGCCCCGACCCCGAGCCCCGACCCCGAUCCCGAGUCCCGACCCCGAGCCCAGAGCCCGACCCCGAGCCCAGAGCCCGACCCCGACCCAGAGCCCCGACCCCGACCCAGAGCCCCGACUCCGAGCCCCGACCCCGACCCCGACCCCGAGCCCCGAGCCCCGACCCCGAGCCCCGAGCCCCGAGCCCCGACCCCGAGCCCGAGCCCCGACCCCGAGCCCCGACCCCGAGCCCCGACCCCGAGCCCCGAGCCCCGACACCGAGCCCCGACCCCCGACCCCGAGCCCCGAGCCCCGAGCCCCGAGCCCCGAGCCUGAGCCCGAGCCCGACCCCCCGAGCCCCGAGCCCCGACCCCGAGCCCGACCCCGAAGCCCCGACCCCGAGCCCCGAGCCCGACCCUGAGCCCCGACCCCGACCCCGAGCCCUGACCCCGAGCCCCGAGCCCCGAGCCCGAGCCCGCCCCAAGCCCCGAGCCCCGAGCCCCGAGCCCCGAGCCCCGACCCCGAGCCCCGACCCAGAGCCCCGACCCCGAGCCCCGAGCCCGACCCCGAGCCCCGACCCCGACCCCGAGCCCCGACCCCGACCCCAAGCCCCGACCCCGAGCCCCGACCCCGAGCCCGACCCCGAGCCCGAGCCCGAGCCCCGAGCCCGAGCCCCGAGCCCUGAGCCCCGACCCCGAGCCCGCCCCGAGCCCCGACCCCGAGCCCGACCCCGACCCCGACCCCGAGCCCGAGCCCGAGCCCCGACCCCCGAACCCCGACCCCGACCCCGACCCCGACCCCGACCCCGAGCCCCGACCCCGAGCCCGAGCCCCGAGCCCGACCCCGAGCCCGAGCCCCGAUCCCCGACCCCGAUCCUGCCCCGACCCCGACCCCGACCCCGAGCCCCGACCCCGAGCCCCGACCCCGAGCCUGCCCCGAGCCCGAGCCCCGGAGCCCCGACCCUGAGCCCGAGCCCCGAGCCCGAGCCCCGACCCCGACCCCGAGCCCCGACCCCGAGCCCUGAGCCCCGAGCCCCGACCCUGAGCCCCGACCCCGAGCCCCGAGCCCCGACCCCGAGCCCCGAGCCCCGACCCCGAGCCCUGAGCCCCGAGCCCCGAGCCCCGACCCCGAGCCCCGACCCCGAGCCCCGACCCCGAGCCCCGAGCCCCCACCCCGAGCCCCGAGCCCCGAGCCCGACCCCGACCUCGAGCCCCGAGCCCCCACCCCGAGCCCUGAGCCCCGAGCCCGAGCCCCGACCCCGAGCCCCGAGCCCCGAGCCCGACCCCGACCCCGAGCCCCGACCCCGAGCCCGGAGCCCCGAGCCCGAGCCCCGACCCCGACCCAGAGCCUCGACCCCGAGCCCCGAGCCCGACCCUGAGCCCCGACCCCGACCCCGAGCCCCGACCCUGACCCCGAGCCCCGAGCCCGAGCCCGCCCCAAGCCCCAAGCCCCGAGCCCCGAGCCCCGAGCCCCGACCCCGAGCCCCGACCCAGAGCCCCGACCCCGAGCCCCGAUCCCGACCCUGA
Molecule: messenger RNA, 2256 nt
Organism: Dipodomys spectabilis (banner-tailed kangaroo rat)
Lineage: Eukaryota; Metazoa; Chordata; Mammalia; Rodentia; Heteromyidae
Product: cell surface glycoprotein 1-like
Exons: 8
Coding region: 1-2256 (751 amino acids)
Source: RefSeq, a predicted model, not a curated record